AUGCAAUCUAAACCAUCUGCGGCUACGGCUCCUACUCUCCUUUCGUCUUUGGAAGCCUUUCAGAAGCGCGAUGUGCUUCCGCCUGAUGUCGUUCACCCCUUCGCAACUGCAGCUCCUGAGACCUGCGCACUUCUUCAAGACUUGAUCAACACCACAGACCAAGUGUCGCGUUCUUUGGCCAUUUACGAGACUUCCACUCAGUGGAGUAGUACAAAGCUAAUCUCUCUUUUGCGACAACAUACCGCAAUCGAGCAUACGUCUUACUCAUCCACCAAAGAUGCCCAGAGUCUUAUCGAGACUUUGAAGGCGAGAAGAGGCGUGAGUUAUGGCGAAAGCGUCCCCUUACUCGCAUCUUCAAUACCCAAUUGGUGCAUUGAACAACUUGCGACUUGGGGAAAUACAGUAGGAAUGGAGACUUUCAAGGACGAUAGUCGACAAGGAGGCACAACCGUCGUCCUGGGCGGGAAAGUCCUCGUGGUGGACGUGGAAUUUACCGUUGAUCUCCACGAUCCUCUCAAGCCAACGCUCAGAGUUGCUAGUGUGAAGACUUCCAAUGCCUUGAACCCCAAUAGCUCCAGCCCGAGCACAUCUCCUCUGCUGGACUCGUUCCUUGCAGACUGCAUUGAAGGAUACUGUGCAGAAAUGCAGAAACCAGAAGAUCUCCGGGAUCCUCAACGCGCUUCGAACUUCCGUAAAAAUGUGCUUGACCACCUGCGUUACCUUGUCCUUCUGGAUGGAUUAGCAAGUCGAAAAGAUGACGGGGGCAUUAGAUGGUUCACGGACAUCGACGAGUUCUAUCCCACCUUGAAUGCAGUAGCAAAAAAUGAAGCCAGUUUUAUUGCUUCAUCCCUCUCGUUGUCGAAGGCUCCGCUCGAUAUCUUCCUCCUCAGAGCUCACUCAUUGCCAUUACCUUAUCUAAUGAUGCCUUCAAUCUCAUUCCUGACAUAUCUAUCACCCGCUGCCUAUCUCUCCCUCCUACGCAAAGCACCUAUUGCGAAUACUUCCAAGGUUGAGGACGACUGCCCUAUCGACUUCACUUUCAACGAUUUGAAACCCCAUCUAAGCUCCAUGACCAAAGGUGUCACCGUCGCCACACUCUUCUUGGACAAACUGUCGGAGGCUCAUCUAUACCCUCCCUCCAUGUCAAUGCCUGAUAUCACUGCACGGCCCUCCUUCCCACUUUCUCCUUCCGCUUCAGAAGUGGAUCAUCCAUUUCCACAACAGGAUGAUUUCGGCCUGCAUUCAGACUCCUCUCCUCCACAGCCGUAUACAUGGGUGCUUGACUUCACAGAAGGCGGAAAUAAAGAUGGUGUCGUGGUGAGUCAAUCACGGAUGAAGGCUAUUGAGCUCGUCGUCAACCCUCUAGGAGGAGACGAUGAUUUGAGCGGAGUGACCGACAUGCUGUCAUUUGGCACUGGGAGCUGGGUUGAUCUUUUGCUCAAUCCCAGAAAUCCUGUGUCUCCUGAGCGAUAUACUGCCCUUUAUAAAUCUCGGAAUUCCUUACACCCGCCAUUGCAGCUUCGUCUGACAGCCCCGGAAGAACCAGGCUUCUUACUACAACGCAUACCUGUACACAGCAUCAAAGAGGUCUGGGGAAUCCUAGAGGUUGUCAGAGAGCAGUCCUGGAUCAACGAAACUCUCCUAGGUUGUCACUGGACCACCGAAGGACUGAAGUCCGAGGAAGAAGACAUCAUUCCAGAUGAGUCAGUUGCAACUGAACAGGAACUUGAAGCAGUUUUAUCAGGCACUUUUAUGCCCCGAAAAAUACCAAUCACCGUGUUCCUUCCAUCUGGAAGUGCAACAGACAACUUAUUCGGGACAGAUCUGGACCUCCUACCUUUGUCAAGACCACGAAUCGUCAUGACAUCGCCGGAAAGACCACCAAUUUCGGGCCUAGUAGAAAUUACUGUUACCCACGAUGAAACCAAGCCUCGAGGAAUUUCUGUCGAGAUUCAAGGAGCCAUGGGUUCGGAUCUCAAACCUGUAGAUCUGGAAGAAAUUUGCCGUCGCGGGGGGACUUUCGGUCUGCCUGGGAGGAUCUGGGCAAAUGCGCAUGGUUCCAUCUCAUAG
Cyclocybe aegerita is the source of this 2070-nucleotide messenger RNA. NCBI's taxonomy places the organism in Eukaryota, Fungi, Basidiomycota, Agaricomycetes, Agaricales, Hemipholiotaceae. The record is from the annotation of a GenBank genome assembly.